This is a messenger RNA of Sitophilus oryzae (rice weevil), 5375 nucleotides long. It is a transcript of the gene nolo, whose product is annotated as ADAMTS-like protein 3. The transcript is spliced from 28 exons. Gene Ontology annotation, molecular function: metalloendopeptidase activity. Gene Ontology annotation, biological process: extracellular matrix organization. Gene Ontology annotation, cellular component: extracellular matrix. Lineage: Eukaryota; Metazoa; Arthropoda; Insecta; Coleoptera; Curculionidae. Bases 655 to 4290 code for a protein of 1211 amino acids. The record is from RefSeq and is a predicted model, not a curated record.
GCGAAGACGCGGCGCCGACACCUAGAGCUACCAGCGAUAGAGCCACCGACGGGCGCGAGAGAUUGAGCGCGCGUGGUCAACACAGAGAAGACGCGUGCGGUAUUUCGCUCAGCUGUUGGACGAUUGGCGUCGCGGCGCUUACGGGUAUCGCGACAGAUUCGAUCUUAAGGGACGAUUUUAAUUAUUGGAUGCGUUUGUUUGUUUCUCGCUGAGACUAAAUGACUUUUAAGUAAUUGAAAGAUAAUAAAAGGAGGGACUAAAACGUAGAUAAUUGGUUUGUGAGGGAUAAAUAACAUUAAAGUGAGUGGUUGUUGACUGUAUUUAAAUGGAACUUUCAGGGAAAGUUUUUCAGAAGGAAUAUUAAACAUUUUAAUAUCGUGUAAUUCACUGGACGCUGAAAACAAGUGUGUGGGAUUUCCAGUAUGUACCUGCCAAAUAGAUUAACUCGAAUGUCAGAUUAAACUUUACUGGUCGUCGGUCACAUUCUCACCUGUCUGAAUAUUGGAACAGUGAAUGCUAAAAAGGAGCAAAAGAAGUCAUUAUAGGCCAUAAUUCAGGUUACGACGACUGAAGCGAUUGAUACCAUAUGGCCUCCAAAAGAAAAUACUUAGAUUUUCUGAUGAAGGAAGAAGAAGUUUAAAAUAAAUAGACGAAAUGGCGGCUGUAUUCCUCAUCCUUUUACUGAUUACGUGUUUGAGGCCAUCAUGGUCACUAAUAUCGGGAAAUCUGUCAAUGCCGGAAGUUCCGUUGGAGUUUUCCUCGCUGGAGGAAAGUUCAGAAUCGGAACUCUCAUCUCAGCUGCAGGAAAUGGACGAGCGGUCGAGCGGCUGGUCUCCGUGGUCCGAGUGGUCGGCCUGUUCCAGAUCUUGCGAUGGAGGCGCAUCUCAUCAAUUACGGUCUUGUAAGAGCGGCCCUUGCAGAGGUGAACACGUCCGAUAUAAAAUAUGCAACAUGCAGCCAUGUCCUGACUCACCACCCGAAUUCCGAGAGGAACAAUGCAGUUUAUAUGACAACGUACCAUACGAGGGUGGUAUCUAUCAAUGGUUACCGUUUUAUGACGAUGACGAGCCGUGCGCAUUGACCUGCAAGGGCAAACCUCAAGAUGCUGAUGAAGACGCUAUUUUGAUAGUGGCCAAACUGAAAGAUAAAGUACACGAUGGAACUAGGUGUAGACCUGGAAGUUUGGACAUGUGCAUAGACGGAAGAUGCCAAAGAGUGGGGUGCGAUCUGAGGAUAGGCUCCAUGAAACAAGUUGACGAAUGCGGGGUUUGUGGAGGAGAUGGAUCCACAUGUGCCAAGCCACUGUACCACUGGACAUUGACGUAUGCGUCACUGUGUUCUGUCUCUUGUGGAGGAGGUUAUAAAAUGUCUCGACCUGUAUGUCAAAAUAGAUUGACAGGCGAUGAAGUCGAAGAGGAAUUGUGCAAUGAUUCUCAAAGACCCGAUUCAACAGUAGUGGAAUGUAACAUACAUGCUUGUCCUCCAAAAUGGCAUGCGUCUGAUUGGGGUCCAUGUUCUGUCUCAUGCGGUGGAGGUUCCAAAAUGAGGCAAGUUCAUUGUGUCGAAGAAAAUAAUAAUACAAAAAUAAUGGUGGAGGAUUCAAAAUGCGGCGGACGUAAGCCUUGGUUCCAAGAGGCCUGCAAUCAAAUGGAUUGCCCUACGUGGGCGACUACCAAAUGGUCCGGGUGCUCAGUGUCUUGCGGAGAAGGCAUACAAACAAGGGGUGUAGAAUGCAGAAAUUCAGAUGAUCAGCUUAGCAAUCUAUGUGAUCAAAAACUUAGACCAGAAUCCACCCAAGUUUGUUCUACAGGAAUCACCUGUCCUUUUAGAGUAGAAACAAGUGAAGAACUUCUUCCAGGUUUAUAUCAUACACAACCUUUUAUAGAGCCAUAUCCACCUCCGCCGGUACCGCAGAGACUCGUAGGGGAACAAAUAGUACCUUCAGAAAGCACUUUUAUUCCUGAUGAGUGGGGCCCCGUGCAGCGUGGAGCUGUGGCGAGGGUAUCAGACGACGCGAAGUUUACUGCAAAAUAUUCCUGGAAUUCUCCCAGAACUAUAGCCAAACUUCCAGACAAACAAUGCUCGGGCAUCAAGCCCACCGAGGUGGAGAAAUGCUACAUGGAGCCGUGCACUUCGGAAAAGAUCAGCAUGGACAUUAAGGACGAUCCUUAUAGAACGGAUAAUAUCAAGGUUGGCUCUGGAAGUCCCUCUAAAUCAUACUCAUGGAAAGAACAAGGAUUUACUCACUGCAGUGCUUCAUGUCUGGGAGGUGUUCAAGAACUCAUUGUAAAUUGUAUACGCGACGAUACUCAGAAAGUUACAUCGCCUUACAUGUGCACUUUUGAACAAAAACCAGAAGUAAUUAUUAGGGCAUGCAAUGAGCAUUCCUGUCCACCAAGAUGGUCCUACACCGAGUUUUCUCCGUGUUCACAAAGUUGCGGGAUCGGAAUACAAACAAGAGAUGUCAAUUGUAUCCAUGAACUGACACAAGGCGGCAGUAACACAGUCGUGGUACCAAACAAUAGAUGUCCUCAACCUCCUCCACCCGAUAGACAGUACUGUAAUGUGCUGGAUUGUCCAGUAAGAUGGAAGGUAUCCGAAUGGUCGAAAUGCUCCAAACCCUGCGGUGGCGGUGAGAAAUCCCGAAAAGUCGACUGCAAGCAAGUCAUGGCCCAAAACCACACAGUCGACCGACCAGCGUCCAUGUGUCCUUCCCCGAAACCGUCUGAAAAAAAGCCCUGCAACGCCAAGAGCUGCAUCGUGGAAAGCGACAAACCGCACAUCAGCGUCACCAACAGCACAUUCAUCCAGCACGACGUCAGAAAAGACAAAGUCACUGUCAAAGUAGGCGGAGCGGCCACUCUUUUUACCGGUACCACCGUUAAGAUCAAGUGUCCGGUUAAAAGGUUUGACAAGUCGAAGAUCCAGUGGAAAAAGGACAAUAACUUUCUUCCGCAAAGCAGGAAGUACAAGAGCUCCAAAAAGGGAGCUUUGAGGGUGCACAAUUUGACACUGAGAGAUAGUGGGACAUAUUCUUGUACAGCUGGUAAAUCAUCUGCUAACAUAUCUAUAACAGUCCGUCCGAAGCCAGGGGAAUUUCCUACAUCUGAAGAAAUUCAGAAGCAAGUCCAAUUGGACGUCACUUCUGGAAGGAAUAGUGGUAAAGCUAGAGGGAAAGCCAUAUACGCAGACGAUCAGUCUCACGAACAACGCCCUGAUGGCUCUAAAAAGAAGGAGGUGAAGACAUUCACACCAGUUAGUACAUCGCCCAGCCUAACCCUAGAUGAAUACCGCUUAGACAGCAAAACAACAGCUAUCUCAAAAAACAAGGACAAAAUUUCCAACUUGCCCUCGAGCUCCUCCUCCGAGCCGCAUAAUACGGCGAAUUAUGGAAAUUCCAGGAGCUCAGCCAGUCGGGUUAUGCCCAACUUCUUGUCCUUAAUCUCGAAGAUACAGAUCCUCGGAUACCAACCGCGAAAUGUCAGAGGAUACCAGAUGGUUACAUUUCCAGAAACCCAAGAUCAAAUCCCGGCCACCGACGGCUCUAUACCACAUACUAUGUCUGAUGAUAACAGCGAAUUUGUCUUAGGGAGAGGCAAUAGAGAGAAUGUCAAAUUUGAAUGGUUAGUCGGCAAUUGGACUAAAUGUUUGCCUAGAUGCGAUGAAAAUGACUUUCAAACAAGAACUGUCAAAUGUGUAGUAAAAUUCUACAACGUUACUCAUGAGGUCGAAAAUAAUUUUUGUGAAGAUGCGAACAUUCCCUCUUCUAACACUAAAAGAAAAUGCGAGGAAUGUCCUCGAUGGACAUUUUCAAAAUGGAGCUCGUGCGAAACAUCAAAGUGCUUUGCGUUGCACAAAGCGAUGCAAAAGCGAGCGGUAACAUGUCAGCUGAAGGGCAAUAUCACGGUUGAUAUGAAUAGAUGCGACCCGCAUCAAAAACCCGGACAGCGCCAGGAGUGCUACAACGCAAAGUGCGUCGGAAAAUGGAAAGUUGGCAGCUGGUCAGAGUGUACAGCCACUUGCGAUAGUACUGGUGAAAAGUUCCGUAUCCUUCAGUGCGUAUGGUUUGGUACUAAAAAACCGGCUGGCAAUGCUUGCAAGAACAUUCCAAGGCCACCUACGAAAAAAAUGUGUAGAGGAACACCAUGUAAUGUCAUCUCAGAAGAAGAAUGCAAGGACCAUUCGAUGUUCUGUUCCAACGUCAAAUCUCUGAACAUGUGCGAAAUUGUAAGAUACAAACAACAAUGUUGUCAGACGUGUCAAAGUAAAUUAGAACAACAAAAAGUUUAAAUUUGAACUGCAUAAAAUAGGCUAAAGUUAAAAUUCUGUUUAAAGAAUAACAAAAAACUAUAAAUAUCAAUCAGUGUGGAUCGAUCCUAAAUGUUGAUUUAGCAAUAAGGAGUUAUGAAGAAUCGACAAGAAAAGAGUAUAUUUGACCAUUUGUAUUAAUUGUUUACUAGAUAUACAUAUAUAAUAAAACGUUGCAAGUAUUAUUAUUUAUUACCUAUUUGCGAUUUUGUUUAUCACUAUGAAAACAAAAUUGAAAUAAUUUAAGCAAAAUAAAUAUGCUGAAUAACUCCAAAUAUUUAAGACUGACAUAAUUUAUUAUUUCUAUUACACUAUAUACAGAGGGUUUUUAAAGGUAACUUAUAACUUUUCAGAAUUUUGUCUAAUUUGCUUUAAUUUUUUUAUAUAAGGUUAUUAUUAUAAUUAAAUUACAUGUAAUACACUAUUAUGUUACGUUAUUACAUGUAGUAUUACAUUAUAUUUUAAAGUUAAUAGUAUCAUUUCAUAAAACCAUUAAUUUUGUUCCCUUUUACUUCAUAAUACCACCGAUUGAAGAAAUGAGAAGAUGCGAAACCUUAUGGGCGAUUUCGUGGCACAAAACCUCCAAUCCGAGAUGUAGCUGGCGCUAACCGUCAGCCCUUCGUCAGCCUGUCUGAGCAUUCCGAGAUUUAGUUUAGCUCUGCGCCGCUGCGCGCUGAGAGUUGUUUACAGCGCAACGGAAAAAGAAUUCUGUACCGUAGUUCUGCUUUCAGUCGACAGAGUGAUUGGUUGCCGGAGACAGUAAUGCCAGAACUACUAAGUAAGCCGUAGAUUUACGGAUUUUUGGUACAGUGCGUUAAUAAUACCGAUUUUCUAUUUUUUAACAAUUUAAUAUAAUAUUAUAUGAUUAAAUAAAGAACGGCGUCAGCGUUGGCUUGGAAAUGAAGAUUGCUGUUAUUUCAUAUUACGUAAAAUAUUAUGAUAUAUGUCAAUUAGUCGUCAUUUCCAAGCCAACUAACGACUUUUUUCUAUCAUACGAAAUAUUCAGUACUUAUAAAAAAAAUAUUUUUGUUGUUUAUUCUAUGUUUAACACGAAUAAAUUUUCAAUA